ACAGCUGGGAUUUCAGAAGCUAUGAAUGGAACAGCACGAGGAUAUAUAAACACACCUAUUGAUCGAGUGGUGGGAAGACUUGUGUGCAUGUCGUGGACUUAGGGAAGGUAGUAUGACACAGGUCUGUAAAUGAGACUGGAUAUAUUUCACCAAUCUCACCCAUCUCACUCAUCUCACCAUCAACAACCAGAGCGCCUACAGCAGCGAAAGGGAGGUGUUCUUUAAGGCCGAUGUCGACUUAGCUUGGAUAAUGUAUUAACAUUAGAUCAACGUCGAUAAUCAACCCACCUAGACAGUCACAUGUGUGUGUCACCCACAGCAAGGACCCGUGUGGAAGGUAGUCUCAUCUCAAUAGGCCAUGAUGUGUGUUAACUGGAGCACAGGUGAGAGUCACAGUGGCUGCACCCAGAAAGGCAGUCAGAGGGGAAAUAUGGGAAAGUUUCCUGGCCAAGAUGUUGUCAACGAUACGCUCUCCGCUGUUUGGAGUUAAUGCUGGGGAGAUUUACAAGACAUUGUGUGAUGGAUAUAGUUGGGUACUUCACAUAGCUGGGGCAACAUAGAAGGCUGUGCUGUGAAUGUUUGGGAGUGUGGAUCACGAUACAGGAUGUUGCUUUAAUUUGAGAGGCAGCUUGUCAAGAAGUGAAUAUUAAGACAUGUGUUGAAGAUAACGACGUCAAAUUGGAGGAUAUAUUUCACAAUCCUGAAUUUUAAAGGACGUUUGUGCUAUUUUCUCAUGGAAAUUAUUCCCUGGAGACAUUAACGGCUAUUUGACAGUUGUGGGUCAUAUUGCGAGUAUAUGAAUCCUAGCGGAUCGGAGGAGUAGCAUCAUCAUAAUCACUAGCCGGAGUGUGUUGUUAGAUCUAGCUGCUGGGUAGUGGGAUACUGAUAGAUCUACUCUCAAACAAGCACCUUCAGCGUGUGAAGCCCCAUCUGGUUGACAUGUCGUCUUCGAUGGGUGUCAGGUGUGUACGGCUGCUGAGCCUUGUUGUGCUACUUCUCACGGGUUGUGCAACCUUUGCAACAAACAGACUGCCGACUGCAAGAAUCGUUGUUCACGUGUCUAAGCGAAGAGCUGAAUUCUGGGAGCCGUGGCAGGUCAACAAACGGAUCUGUCCGCCAUCUUUGUGCAAGUUUUCCGAUCCCCAGACGGGUGGCCGCGAAGAACAGCCCCAAAUACCCCGGGGCACAGCGGGCACUCCGUUCUAUCAGGGUGACAUCGUCCUGAAGAAGGAUGACGAGAACUUCAUCUACCCCGACUCCCGGAGACGGAGGAAGCGAGCCACAAUGAGGUUCCGAAACAAGCUGUGGAAGGACGCUAUCGUCCCCUACAAAAUGGAUGAAGGAAUAAGUCCAGCCUCCGAGAAGGUGAUCAAGCGCGCCAUCCAACAGAUUGAACUCCACACGUGCAUCAAGUUUAAGAAGAGGACAGCGAAAGACAAGGACUAUGUGCGGUACAUCAGUGAACCAGGGUGCUGGUCGAACGUUGGGAAAAGAGGCGGGGCACAACUUGUCAGCAUUGGGCGAGGUUGUGAAAACGUCGGUACUGCUAUCCACGAAACUAGUCAUGCUUUGGGCGUCUGGCACGAACAGGCACGACCCGACCGAGACGAAUACAUCAAGGUUUUGGAGGAUAAUAUCUCCCCUAAGUUCCUUCCUGAUUUUAAAAAACUCAGCAAAAGGCUGGCCACGUCAAGAGGUUUUCCUUACGACUAUUCCAGUAUCAUGCACUAUAACAAAUGGGCCUUCACGCGGAUGGGGGAACCAACACUCAAGGUGAUAGGUAUCGGAAAGAAACUUGACCUGAAGAUCGGUCAGAGACGGGGUCUGAGCACCAUUGACAUCGCCCAGCUGAGAGCCAUGUACCAUUGCAACGAGAAGGAAGACAGCGCUGUCACGUUUUGUCCAAAGAAUUGGUUCAAGUUCAAGACAAGCUGCUACAAGCUCCACAACAGACCAAAGCACCAAUUCUCAGCCGCGUAUAAGGAGUGCCAGAAUGAAAAUGCAUAUCUGGUAAGCAUAGAAAACAAGGGUGAAGACAAGUUCCUGGAGAAGCUUGUCAACAAGAAGUUCCCCAAGGUGUUCAUCUGGAGAACCGGCGGUAAGGCGGUCAACGGGUCGAUGGUGUGGUACAAGGGCGAGAAGACGAAGCCGAAGAAGAUGAAGUACACGAACUGGGGCAAAGGGAUGCCAGGCACCUAUACUUCCAUGGCGUUAGUGAAGGACAGGUCUACCAAGAAGUUCCUCUGGCAGGGCGUGUGGACUGGGUCAGUCUCGCAGCUUCCUAACCACAUAUACCCCUUCAUAUGUGAAAAGCGGGCUAAAAGAAAGUGCCUGCAGGGACGGUACAAGGACGGUCGCGAUUACAGAGGCAAUCUUGACCACACCCUGGGCGGCAUCACGUGUCAGAAGUGGUCUGAGCAGUACCCCCACAGCCACAAACUGAAGCCUAAGUCAUCUGGGGGCCGGGAGGACAGUGACGGGCUGGGAGACCACAACCACUGUCGGAACCCUAGCGGAAUGAGGAGGAAAAAACCAUGGUGCUACACCACCAAGGAAAAGAAACAGUGGCAGUACUGUGACAUUACUACAUGUUCAAAGAAAAAGGACAAAAAUGAAGUUAAUCCAAGAAGAAAGCCAAAACCUACCAGAAAACCUGCUCAACGACCUCGACCUACUCAAAGGCCAAGGCAAAGGUCAAGGACGAAUCAACGUCGUCAGCCAGGAAGCAGACGAUGGGUUCCAAGACAGAGAACUGUACCUAAACCAGGAAGCAGACGACAGGUUCCAAGAUAGAGAACUGUACCUAAACCUAAUCAAAGAGUUCAACAAAAUAGAGGAAAGGACAGUGUUAAAAUUCCGAACAAGGUCAAUAAUAGGAAACCUAAAGGUAAUCGGAAUUCGAAGAGAAGGAUACAACGACCGGGUAAAUGAAGCUGAGUUUGAUUCAUGUAGUGUUAUGUGCUAGACCAUCAUGCUUCAGCAUUACGUCAACGUUCUGUGAGACUGUUGUGCUUUUAGUCGUCUCAGGAACACAAGCAUUUAAGACCGAUCUCAAAGGUGUUUGUAAACACUGUAUUAAGAGCGAGUGUUUCUAGCAUUUUGCUCAACAGCCAUGUGAUAUGUUGUACGAGAUUCAGUGUACAUGAUUUAUUAAGAACUUUAUCUGUACCGGUAGAUUUGAAGAUGUUCAACGUUUAUAGGUUUCAACGAGCUUCAGAUCUAUGGUCUGUGGGUUCGAAGUACGACAUUCAAAAGAAGUGUCAUUUGUGAUUUUCACGACUGAUUGUUUGGACAGUGAGAUGAAAAAAUCCCAUACCUUCUACUGUGUAGGAGAAUUUAAAUAAUGGUCAUGACAUAAUUAGUCGCGUUCACGUUUUUUUGCGACAUGCCGUAUGUGGCUGAGGUGCCAAACUAAAGCUGGUGUCAAUGGCUAGUCCACCGUGACAUGGAUCCACCACUAAGACACAGUGUAUUGAGUCCGAACCUAUCGAUAUCCUGGAGACUUACCCCGAUUUAUCAUCGUACAUGACAGAGUACAAGCACGGUGGUAAAUAGUACUUGUUUUGUCCCCUCAAUGCCUUACUAUCUUUUUAUGUCUUUUGAUAUGAUACAGUUCGAACCCCUAACCUCAGCCGCUCUAUCCACUAUAGGCCUUGGAGGCGGUCCCUCAAAGUGGGAAAACAGGGUACAGACAAAAUGGAGAUAUGUACAGACGUCUCUAGAAACUCUUGAAAAACACAAAAAUGCCUCAAGUGUCUUACCUGGAAUUAUGUAAGGAGUUUCGUACCUGCAGUUCUUUAAAGAAUCAGUUAUGUGUUUUAUUAACUAUACUAACCGCGAGACUUAAUGUGAGUGUAAAUUUCCGAUUGUCACAUUUUGCCUUGUAUGAUCGAGCUGAUCGUAGUGCUUGAGGCACAUGUUGAUAGAACCAAGGCAGAGGAGUAUUUCGCGUCACCCGAACUGUUUAAGACGUUUGUGUGUCUAUACAAAUGUUCGUAUUAUAUAAAAAUACCGGUCCUUUCCAUAAGACUUAUCAUACGAACCACCUCUACAAACUGACACGGUGAUCGUGUAGGAUCUUACAGUUGCCAGGGAGUGAAGAGCUGUGUGGGGAACGGCCUUCACAGGUACUUGUCUCUACCCGUACUGGACUGCCACCUCCACCCACAUUAGCUCCCACCCACGAAAUUGAAUGCGUUCAUAGUGUGAUUUGACGUGAAGGUUAAUGGUGCAGCUACUAUAUCACGACAAUCUGUUGAUAAGUUGAUCGUGAAAGCAACAAACAAAAGAAUCAUAUUGACAGUUGAAGGCUGGCUAUACUAGGUAGCUAUUGUGUAUAUUGCCCCUAUAUUCUGCCUCACCAGAACCCGUGAAUGAGUGAGUGAGCGUAUGUGAUGUGUGCUUUCAGCACCACCUAUUCAACCUACAUCACUGCGGGGAACCCUCAAAUGGGUUUCACAUAUUGAAUCCACAUAGGUAUCGGACCCGGGCCUUCGACGCGGCGAGCAAACGCUGCAAUCGCCAUGUCAUCCCAUCACCCCUUCAGGGCCCGUACUGAGGGUGCAUGAUGUAUAUGAAAGAAUCUCGGGCAUUUUGGUAAACCAAGCCGUUAGCUGACACUCAAACCCUUUCUUGACUAAACCACGUGAAGGAUACCAUGAACUGUCCAAUAAAUCUUUACAGUUAAACCACGUGGAGGAUACCAGGAACUGACCUAUAAUCUUUAUAGUUAAACCACGUGAAGGAUACCAUGAACUGACCUGUAAUCUUUACAAUUAAACCACUUGGAGGAUACCAGGAACUGACCUAUAAUCUUUACAGUUACACCACGUGGAGGAUACCAUGAACUGACC
Haliotis rubra (blacklip abalone) is the source of this 4853-nucleotide messenger RNA. RefSeq lists its product as uncharacterized. The record is from RefSeq and is a predicted model, not a curated record. Gene Ontology annotation, biological process: proteolysis. NCBI's taxonomy places the organism in Eukaryota, Metazoa, Mollusca, Gastropoda, Lepetellida, Haliotidae. Gene Ontology annotation, molecular function: metalloendopeptidase activity; zinc ion binding. The coding region runs from base 940 to 2793 and encodes 617 amino acids. The transcript has 9 exons.